AUGCUUGCUGCCAGUAAAACGAAAGGCUGUGAAAAAAUCAAGGAUUGGACGAAAGGUGUAUGCAAUCACAUAUAUUGGUGUUCAACAGACACCGCGGAAAGUUUUAAGAGCCUGAUUCUUGCAAAGUGGAAGUCCUUAAUGCAGCACAUAGCAAACAAGCAUGAGGACCAUCCCGACCAUCUUUUUCCAAAAUGUGCUCAUGGUGAGAUUGAGAAGAGAAAAUGGAUCAAAGUUGGUACAAAAGCAUAUGACAAACUGCAGGGCAUUCUUAUGAAGAAAACUGUGUUAAAUGACAUACAGCAAUUGUCCCCAGAUGCACAGACCAGUGCUCUUAAAGGGUUCCAUUCUACCUUAAACCAAUGGCACCCAAAAAUGCUUUGUUUUUCAUGGUUUGGAACAUAUUGUAGACAUAUCCUAGCAAGUUUACAUUUCAAUGAGAAUAUUAAUCGGAAAAGUCAAACAUCAAAAGAUGGAAAUGCCUAUGUCGAUGUCACAUACCCCAAAUUCAAGCUGGGUGAUGAAGUUGUCAGAGAAGUGAAAGUGCCACCAACAUAUGAAUAUGUUACUUGCAUCAAAGAAGUUCUACUCACUUUGAGCAAGGCAGACCUGACCAAAAUAAGAAAUAAAUAUUUGGCAAAGGUUCCAGCAGCACUCAACACACAAUUUGCAGACAGAAAAUCAAAGGUUGAUGCUGUGCAAGAUCAUGAGAAAAGAAAACAGCAAGUUGUUGAACUUUAUCCAUCAGCCCAAGAGCAAGCAACAUGUAAAAGGAAACUUGAAGAGGCUGAGGCUGGAAGGCUAGCACAACCACCUGCAAAGUGGUCAUUGUCCAAACUAUCCCAGGUACAUACCAGCACUGUACCCUGGAGCUUUGAUACAAAUAUAAGCAUGUAG
Dendronephthya gigantea is the source of this 894-nucleotide messenger RNA. RefSeq lists its product as uncharacterized. The coding region runs from base 1 to 894 and encodes 297 amino acids. The record is from RefSeq and is a predicted model, not a curated record. The transcript is spliced from 7 exons. Lineage: Eukaryota; Metazoa; Cnidaria; Anthozoa; Malacalcyonacea; Nephtheidae.